UCCCUUUCCCACAGAUGCUGCCUAACCCGGUAGUAGGGGAAUGCUGGGGGCGGGAAGGAGUGCAGCUUGUGAAUGGAGUGGGGUGGGUGUUACUGAAACAUCUGAAUUAAACGUAAGGGCUGGGAUUGGAGUUGAAAGACCUGCUGUUCACGGGGUGCCUUUAGUUGCAGCUUCGCGGUGAACGGGGGUGGGGGUGGUGUGAACCGGCUCACAGUACUGCGUCUGUACGGCUAUCUUGGCGCUGACGCAGAGAGCAGAGUGGAAGCCAAUUGGUCGGUUUAUUUCAUUGACAGGCAAUUGCUGAAUGGUUUGAGAGCAUAAUAAAAGGUCGGCACAGCAUCUUGGGCCAAAGGGCUGUAAUGUACUAUGCUCUGCUGCUUGUGCACAAUUCCUUGAUGCUAUUUGCUUACGUGGACUGAGAUUUUUGGCCAGCUUUCUCUUUAAUAAUCCUGCCCUUCUGCCAGCACCCCAACCACUAUUAAACCCCGGUGUUUCCUAGUAGAACUGCAACAGUUCUGGAAGGUUGCUUCCCACUGGUGGUUUCUGUGAGGUCAGACCACGUCCAGAUCCUAAAAGAUUAAUAAAUAACGAAAUAAUGAUCCCAUCCAGUUUGUAAGAAGUCUGUAAGUCAGGUUAUUAAAGCAACAAAAUAUCACGAAGUGGUCAAGACUGGUCCUUAUGAUAACAGAGCAACACACACAAAAUACUGGAGGAACUCAGCAGGUUAGGCAGCAUCUGUGCAGAGGAAUUAACAGUGAACAUCUGGGCCGAGGUCUUGCAUCAGGACUGGAUAAGAAGGAAGAAGAAGCCAGAACAAGAAGGAAGCUGGCAGGUGUUGGAAGAGGAGAAUUAACAAAUGGUGAGACUUCAAAUCACUUCCAAAAUCACACCUCUGAAUUUCAUUGGGAUCUGAGUAUCAUCGUGUUAAACGUGGAAGGAAAAAAUGUACGUCUAUGUUGCCACUAAGAAAACAUUUUAAAUAUCAACGUGACUGGAAAAGUGUCAGGACUACAGAAGAGUGUUCCAAUGCAGGUGCGGGGGAAGAAGUUUUAACACUUACACACCUGAGGAAACACUACCCGCUUUCAUAGUGGAGAAAAGCCAGUGUGUGUGAAAAGUUGUGUGUCGCUGGGAUGUGAACUGAUCAUUCAUCAUGGAGAAGCACACCGAUACUUGCAGCAGGAAGAAGCCCUGGAAAUGUGGGGACUGUGGAAAGGGUUACAAUUCGCCUUCUCAGCUGGAAAUUCAUCGACGCAGUCACACUGGGGAGAGGCCCUUCGUCUGCCCAGAGUGUGGGAAGGGGUUCGCUCAGUCCGACAGCCUCGUGGUACACCGGCGACUUCACACCAACGAAAAACCAUUCAGUUGCUCUCACUGUGGAAAGAAGUUCCGGUCUUCAUCCAACCUCAUCGAGCACCAACGAGUUCAUACCGGGGAGAAACCGUUCACCUGCUCUGAGUGUGGGAAGGGAUUCACUUGCUCUUCACAUCUCACAGAUCACAAGCGUCGUCACACAGGAGAGAAGCCAUUUGUCUGUUCUCUGUGUGGGAAAGGAUUCACUAAAUCAUCCCACCAUCUCAGCCACCAGCGACUUCACACAACCGAGAGACCGUUCAUCUGCUCCGUUUGUGAAAAGGGAUUCACUAGUUCAUCUCAGCUUCUGAUUCACCAGCGAAUUCACAGCAAAGAGAAGCCUUUCAGUUGCUCUGUGUGUGGGAAAUGCUUCACAUGCUCAACAAACCUCACUGCACACAGUCGUGUUCACAAUGAAAACAGGCCUUAUAAAUGUUCUGACUGUGAGAAGAGCUUUAAAACCGGAAGAGAUCUGAUGUACCACCAACGUAUUCACACUGGGGAAAAGCCUUUCACGUGCACUGAAUGUGGAAAGGGCUUCGCUCGUACAUCUGCCUUGCGAAAACACCAGAAAAUUCACCAAUGACUUGUGAUAGUGAACCAUUUGCUUUGUUAGGGCGUCAGAUAUUAAUGUGUAGCUGACUCAGGAUUAAGUUUAAGAAAGAGAAAGAAUAUAAUCGGUGUUUCUAAUUACAUUCUAAUGAGAUAAAUGAAUAAAAAAGGUAAUUGUUUUGCUCAGGUAACAUGCACUCGUAAGUAAAUGAAUCCAGCCCAUGAAUUAUUGUUAAAGGGAAAGGUGGAUGAUUAGUGGA
Messenger RNA from Hypanus sabinus (Atlantic stingray), 2165 nucleotides. Its product is annotated as zinc finger protein 239-like. Gene Ontology annotation, biological process: negative regulation of transcription by RNA polymerase II. Bases 1154 to 1939 code for a protein of 261 amino acids. The transcript is spliced from 2 exons. Gene Ontology annotation, molecular function: DNA-binding transcription repressor activity, RNA polymerase II-specific. The record is from RefSeq and is a predicted model, not a curated record. NCBI's taxonomy places the organism in Eukaryota, Metazoa, Chordata, Chondrichthyes, Myliobatiformes, Dasyatidae.